Molecule: messenger RNA, 2190 nt
Organism: Octopus bimaculoides (California two-spot octopus)
Lineage: Eukaryota; Metazoa; Mollusca; Cephalopoda; Octopoda; Octopodidae
Product: dol-P-Glc:Glc(2)Man(9)GlcNAc(2)-PP-Dol alpha-1,2-glucosyltransferase
Biological process (GO): dolichol-linked oligosaccharide biosynthetic process; protein N-linked glycosylation
Cellular component (GO): endoplasmic reticulum
Molecular function (GO): dolichyl pyrophosphate Glc2Man9GlcNAc2 alpha-1,2-glucosyltransferase activity
Source: RefSeq, a predicted model, not a curated record
UGUGUGUAUAUAUAUUUUUGUACAUAAAUAAAUUGUUCAAAUUCUUUAUUCACUGCAUUAGCUUACAUUUAAAAUAAAUUGUAUUAAAGAUUUUCAAUGUCGGUCAAAAAUGACCACUAUGGUCCUUGUAGGAAGUCAGAAAUGUUGGUACUUCUAGUGUUAAAUGAUUAUGAUUCCAUCAAUUGUGCAGGUGUAGCUGUGAGGUUAAGAAGCUUUCUUCUUGGUCACAUGGUUUCAGUUUCAAUCCCCUUGUGUGUAGUACUUUGGGCUAUUGCUUUCUACUAUAACUCCAGGCUGACCAAAAUCUUGUAAGUAGACUUGGUAACAGAAAGAGCAAGUGUCUUCUAAAAUAGCAAUAGGUCAACCAAAGCUUUGAAUAUGGUUUGGUAGAUGGAAACUGAAAGAAGCCUUUCUUUUUGUCAUUGUCAUUUAAUGUCCACUUUUCCAUGCUUGAUGGCUCAGCUAGCAUUUUGAGGAAGAUUUUCUAUAGUUAGCUGCCAUUUUUGUAAUCAACCCUCACCUGUUUCCAAGCAAGGUAAUAUUUCUCCAUGGAUGACUGGAAACCUUUCUGGUGUGACAGCAAUGCUUGUUUAUAAUCAUUAUAUGAUGUCAAUAUAAAGGGAUACACUAACAAACACAUACAAUGAGCUUUCAGUUUCCUCCAACAAAAUCAACUCAAGAGGUUUUCAUCAGUGUGGAGCUAUAAAAGAUGCUUGCCCAAGGCGCCACACACUAGGACUGAGCCUGAAACCAUUUGGUUGGGAAGUAACUUAUCACCACAGCCACACUAAUGCUUAUUAUCAUCAUUAUCGUUAUUUAUUUUCCAUGCUGACAUGGGUUGGAUACAUUGUGGUGUCCACUUGUAAUCUUCAAUGAAAACAUUUCGGCGUGUGGGAUCCAAUGAUAACGACCCUUCCUGGCCUCUACCUCUCGUCGAGUCUUCCCCUCUCCAUACCAGGUCGACUGCUGUUUAACAAGGGGGACAUGUUCUGUACCCCUUACGUACUACGAUGUACUAACCUCUUCUUCUCUACAGGAAAUGUGGCCCUUAUCUUUCUGCUGCUUAACAGGAUGCACCCAAAAAUGAGUUCCAGUUACACAUUUUUGGUGGCAUCGACAUUGGGCAGCUUCCCAAUGCUCUACUUCUUCACGUUUCUCUACUACACUGAUGCUGGUUCCACUUUCUUCACACUUCUAAUGUACCUCCUUCAUCUCCAUCACCAAACUAUACCUGCUGCCCUCAUUGGUGUCAUAGCCAUCCUCUUCCGCCAGACGAACAUCAUCUGGGUUGUGUUUAUGGUCGGUGUCUCUGCCCAGAACACUCUCCUUCAGUGGAUGGCUGUGCAAAAGAAGAACUUGAAAACUCAGCGGAAGCACGACUGGUUGCUGCUACAUACUUUCUUCAAUCUAUUCUCUGUGAAUCUUCAGCGGAAUCCGUGGGUCAUUGUAGAGCUUGUGCUCUCCAUCCUGAUGAAAACUUGGUGUUAUAUAAUUGUUACUCUUCUAUUCCUUCUGUUUGUCUACAUCAACAAUGGCAUUGUUGUUGGUGACAGAAGUCACCAUGAAGCCACGUUCAACUUCCCUCAAAUUUAUUACUUUCUAUCGACUGUUUUAUUUUUUGCGAGUCCACAUUUGAUAUCAUUUCAGAAAAUCUACAACUGGCUCUCACAAUCUAUUCAGAAACCCAUCAGCUUCAUCACUUUCUCUGUCAUAUCGGCAUUGUUAAUCGCUAAAUUUACAUAUGUACACGAGUACCUCCUAGCAGACAAUCGGCACUACACAUUCUAUGUAUGGUCCAAAAUCUUUAAAAGACAUUACCUCGUACGAUUCUUACUAAUUCCCAUUUAUUGGUACACUUUAUGCCAAAUUUACUUAGACUUGAAAAAGAAAAAUAUCUUUUGGAAAAUAGCUUUUGCUGUUUGCAUCACUGUCUCUUUGGUUCCACAGAAACUCUUGGAGUUUCGCUAUUUCAUAAUUCCUUAUUUAUUGCUUCGGUUAAACAUGCCCCUCCCCACACCCCUGAGUAAGAUGCUGUUGGAAUUUACCGUCACCACUUUUGUAAAUGCAAUCACUAUUUAUCUAUUUGUCUACAAGACAUUCACAUGGCCUGGAGUAAAAGAUGCACAACGUUUCAUGUGGUAGAUGCUGAUGUAUUUAAAAAUUGAAUAAAACAAAUACUGUCUGGUCCGU